AUGCUCCUGAAGCGCCAAAGUUUAGACACUAUUUGUAGUGCUUCCAUUGUAGAUACACAAGGAGUAGAUGAAAUAAAUACCACUAAUCUAGAAAAAACUUAUGUUUAGUUCUACUAGAAAAUGCAAGAACAACGUAGUUAGAACAUUUACUAGUGCACAAAGAAAUAACAAUUCUAAAAUUAAUUGAAGCAUAAACAAGCAAACCAUUAUAAUCAGUACAUUCAAUAGCCGAUUACAACUAUUAAAAGGUUGCAAAAUUAAACAAUAUCCAGAUUGUAACGAGAAUUUAUCAUUAGUACAAACAAUUAUAGUUACUUGUGCACUUAAUAAUUUACUGUUAUUGACGAUGUAGUAAAAUUAGGAGGUAUAGCUAUUCUUAACAGAGUAGUGUAAAUUCUUUGA
Molecule: messenger RNA, 402 nt
Organism: Paramecium tetraurelia
Lineage: Eukaryota; Ciliophora; Oligohymenophorea; Peniculida; Parameciidae
Exons: 1
Source: RefSeq, a predicted model, not a curated record